Messenger RNA from Bombus huntii, 608 nucleotides. Its product is annotated as EF-hand calcium-binding domain-containing protein 11-like. Bases 180 to 608 code for a protein of 142 amino acids. The record is from RefSeq and is a predicted model, not a curated record. The transcript is spliced from 5 exons. Lineage: Eukaryota; Metazoa; Arthropoda; Insecta; Hymenoptera; Apidae. Gene Ontology annotation, molecular function: calcium ion binding.
UCACUGGUAGCAGCGGUAGCGGUAGCAGCAGCCAGCAACAGCAGAGAGAGAGAAAGAGUGAGGGUGGCUGGGAUCUAUACGUGUGCGUGCUUCACCGAGCCACAUCGUCCACGCACCCCCUAACGCACCCCAGGCGAAAAGCACAGAGUUCAAGUCCGGAUCCAUUCGGGAAGGCCGAGAUGAAGCCAAACGGCAUCAAGGAUCGCGCGAGCAUUGCCUUUAACUAUGCCGACGUUGAUGGAAGGGGAUCUUUGAGCAAACGAGAGUAUAAAAUAGCGAUGACUGUUGUCUUCGGAUGUCGCCCGAACAAAACGGAAGUGAAGCAGAUUUUUCAGUCUACCGAGAGAAUUCUGUACGGAGAGUUUGAAUCAUGGGUGUUCAAGAAGAGUAAAAAGGAUGAUUCAUACGUUAAUGCAGAUUUAUUAUUCGCUUUACUGGAUAAGGAUCAUAAAGGAUAUUUAAUAUUGGAUGACUUCUAUUCUGCAAGCAAGUCUGUCAACUUGAAAGUAUUACCGACAAUAUGGCAAACGAUGUUCAAAGAAUUAGAUCGUUACAAAAAAGGAUAUAUCGAUUUUUAUGAAUUUUUACGUAUAUUACCGACAACAUAA